GCGGUAUCAUCAUGUCAGGUAGAGGCAAAGGAGGCAAAGGACUCGGAAAAGGAGGCGCCAAGCGUCAUCGCAAGGUUCUCCGUGAUAACAUCCAGGGCAUCACCAAGCCCGCCAUCCGCCGCCUGGCUCGCCGCGGUGGCGUGAAACGUAUUUCAGGCUUGAUCUACGAAGAGACACGCGGUGUGCUGAAGGUGUUCCUGGAGAACGUCAUCCGUGAUGCCGUUACCUACACCGAGCACGCUAAAAGGAAGACCGUGACCGCCAUGGACGUGGUCUACGCUCUGAAGCGCCAGGGACGUACUCUGUACGGCUUCGGCGGUUAAAUCAACAUUAAGUAGACAUAUCGAGGUUCAACAAAGGCUCUUUUAAGAGCCACCCACAUGUUAAGCAUCAAAGACAUGUUUCCAUAAUCCUUGUGAAGUGACUUGUAUGUCUAGAAUGUAUCCUAGGUGACUAAAAUACGAUGAACAACGCUGGGUUGACUAGUGUAGAUUCGUCCCCCAGUUUUUGGCGCAUUUAAACUUCGAUUCAAUACCAGUCUACGCUAGAAAUCCAU
Messenger RNA from Osmerus eperlanus (European smelt), 556 nucleotides. RefSeq names its product histone H4. The transcript has a single exon. Gene Ontology annotation, cellular component: nucleosome. Gene Ontology annotation, molecular function: protein heterodimerization activity; DNA binding; structural constituent of chromatin. Gene Ontology annotation, biological process: nucleosome assembly. NCBI's taxonomy places the organism in Eukaryota, Metazoa, Chordata, Actinopteri, Osmeriformes, Osmeridae. The coding region runs from base 12 to 323 and encodes 103 amino acids. The record is from RefSeq and is a predicted model, not a curated record.